Oppia nitens is the source of this 2630-nucleotide messenger RNA. It is a transcript of the gene Vps53, whose product is annotated as vacuolar protein sorting-associated protein 53 homolog. The coding region runs from base 117 to 2630 and encodes 837 amino acids. Gene Ontology annotation, cellular component: GARP complex. NCBI's taxonomy places the organism in Eukaryota, Metazoa, Arthropoda, Arachnida, Sarcoptiformes, Oppiidae. Gene Ontology annotation, biological process: retrograde transport, endosome to Golgi. The transcript has 8 exons. The record is from RefSeq and is a predicted model, not a curated record.
AUAAAUUUAACUUAUUAUUGCCGGUAAUUUUUUUUUAGUAAUAAGGAUUUCUAAUUGUAUUAAGGUUUGGGAGGUUUGGGAGGUUUGGGAGGUGUAAGUAUUAGUGAUUGAUAUCAAUGGAGUCCAAGACUGUAGUAUUGGAUUCAGACAAUGAAGUGACCACCGAUGACAACAAGCUCUUACUUAAUGGUCAGUUGGGUGUGACGAGUGCUGUCCAGUCUGCUAUCGAGCAGAUCCUGUCUAGUGAUGACCCAUUAGACAAAACAGACUUCAAUGCUGUUGAGUAUAUCAAUGGUUUGUUUCCGUCGGAACAAUCGCUCUCUAAUAUUGACGAUGUCUUGAAUCGCAUGAAACAAAAGAUUAGACAAUUGGAUGAUGAGAUUCGGGUUGUAGUGCGCGGACAGACCAAUGUUGAAGAUGAAGGCAAACAAGCCUUGGAGUCGGCCCGUAAUGUGAUCGCACAACUGGCCAAUCGUAUCCUUGAGAUCAAACAACAGGCCAAACAAUCGGAACAAAUUGUCAACGAAAUUACGAGUGAUAUCAAGCAAUUAGAUAAUGCAAAACGAAAUCUUACCACUUCUAUCAUUAUGCUUAACAAUCUACACAUCUUAGUUGAGGGAACCGAUAGAUUACAAGAGGCAACAAAGAAGCGUCAAUACGGACAAUCAGCUCAAAUACUACAAGGAGUGAUGGAUGUAUUGAAACAAUUUGAAAGACAUCGACAUAUUCCUCACAUUAGCCUUUUGGCAGAACAAGUAGAGACUAUUAGAGGACAAUUAGGACAACAAAUAUUGGAAGACUUUCGUAAUGCUUUUGAAGGUCCUAAUUCUCGGAACUCCUUCUCUCAAAAUCAAUUGCAAUAUUUGGCUGAAGGAUGUCUUGCUGUUGAUAUUCUAGACUCAAAAAUAAAGAGAGAAUUAUUGACGCGAUUUGUUGAUAUAGAGCUAUCAGAAUAUAAAGCAUUAUUUCAAGAAAAUCAGGAGAUUUCAUGGUUAGACAAAAUCGAUAAACGAUUUAAUUGGAUUAAAAAACAUUUGGUUGAAUUUGAAGAACGUUAUGGGCGUAUGUUUCCACCAAAAUGGGAGGUCAGUGAGUGUAUUGCUCUCGAGUUUUGUAGGAUAACACGUAAAGAGUUGAUCAAAGUUAUGACUAAUCGCUCGCAAGAAUUAACGGUUAACUUAUUAUUAUCUUCUAUAUCUAAAUCAACUGCUUUUGAAAAACUAUUGUCUCAAAGAUUUACAGGAAUCACUUUACCGGUAAAAGAUAAUUCAAAUGAUAUAAAGUUAAAUCAAGAUAAUAGAGGAAAUCCUUUUGCUGGACAAAUAACACAAUGUUUUGAAAGUCAUUUAAGUAUUUACGUCGAGGCACAGGACAAGAAUUUAUCAAAACUAAUCGAUACUUUCAUCGAUGAACACAAAAAACUGUGUCAAAGUGAAGCAACCAUUUCUGAAAUAUAUGCAACCAGUGGUAAACUAUUCACUCAAUACAAGAAUUGUUUGGUUACCUGUGUAUCACUUAGUAAUAGACAACCGUUAGUACUCUUAUCGACAACAUUUCAGAAAUAUUUGAGAGAAUAUGCUCACCGAAUACUUCAAAGCAAUUUGCCCCGAGUGGGUGCCCUCUCAUCAAUUGCUACGCUUUCUAAUACAUUAACAAACGCAGCCAACACACCGGGAGGUGUUCUGUCGGCUGCCACAUCUGCCGCAGGACUUCUUCAAAGUUUACUUAAAGAAGCGGAAGGAGGUGUCAAAGUGUUAUCCAAAAGCGAAUUAUGUCAGGUCUGCAGUAUUUUAUUGACAGCUAAUUAUUGUUUGGAAACAACUCAACAAUUGGAGAAAAAAUUACAAGAAAAAGUUGACCAAACAUUGACCGAUAAAAUUAAUAUGAACUCCGAAUUUGAUAUAUUUCACGGAGUUAUCUCAAACUGCAUCCAACUAUUAAUUCAUAAUAUAGAAGCUGGUUGUGAGUCUGCCUUCAAUUUAAUGAUUAAAACUAAUUGGUCAGCGGUAGAAACACCGAUAGGUCAAAGUUCAUAUAUAACUCACAUAACAUCGCAAUUGCAACAAUUAUUUCCGUUUAUUCGGGAUAACUUACAGGAAGCCCGCAAAUAUUUUACUCAGUUAUGCAAUAAGUUUGCGCUGACUUUUAUUCCCAAAUAUAUUAGUCAUCUCUUUAAAUGCAAAUCUCUGAGUCAAGGAGGGGCUGAACAGUUGCUUCUGGACACACAUACCCUAAAGAAAGUGCUAAUUGAGUUGCCGUGUUGGGAGUCAAACGUGAAGACAGCUCCGGCCACUUAUACCAAAAGUGUCAUCAAAGGUAUGACUAAAGCAGAGAUGAUACUGAAGGUGGUUCUCGUGCCACACGAAAAAACAGAGCAUUUCAUUGAAAGUUAUGUCAAGUUAUUACCCGAUUCUGAUAACAAUGAAUUCCAGAAAAUUCUUGAUAUGAAAGGAGUUAAGAGAUCGGAAUCGACUCAAUUGCUCGAAGCAUUCAAGAAUAGACCGCAAACUAAAGAUAAUAUCCAUAAUAAUAACAGUUUGUCUAAUAAUGAAAUCAAUUUUGAUAACAAUUAUGAUUAUGAGUCCAGUCGUAUAAAACGAUUAGAAAAGCUAAUCAAAAAACGAUUAUAA